AUGGCUAGCGGUCUCACAGCUGCCACCCGUUAUGGCGUCCAAAGUGUAACUCAGUUGGCCGGCUCCACCUCUUCCCUGCGUCAAACACUCCAGGCUAAUGGUCUCCGACGAUUCGCCCACCAGACACAAACUACUCCUGCUACCUCUCCCUUCGCUCCCCGCCAUCUUCUCUCCAUUGCGGACCUGACUCCUGCUGAGUUUGCGACCCUGGUGCGCAAUGCCGCCUCGCACAAGCGGGCCAUCAAAUCCGGGGCCAUCCCGCAAAGUCUCCUGGGAUCUAUGUCCGGGAAAACCGUCGCCAUGAUGUUUAACAAGCGGAGUACCCGUACCCGUGUUUCUACAGAGGCCGCUACUGUCCAAAUGGGCGGCCAUCCCAUGUUCCUGGGCAAGGACGACAUCCAGCUCGGCGUGAAUGAGUCACUAUACGAUACCUCCGUUGUGAUCUCAUCCAUGGUUUCUUGCAUUGUCGCGCGUGUCGCGAAGCACUCCGAUGUGGCCGGCCUGGCCAAGCACUCGUCCGUCCCGGUCAUCAAUGCCUUGUGCGACUCGUUCCACCCCCUGCAGAUCAUCGCCGACUUCCUCACUAUCUACGAAUCCUUCACACCCAAGGCGCAUGGCCUCUCCAGCCUCGGCCUAGAGGGUCUGAAGAUUGCCUGGGUCGGCGACGCAAACAAUGUGCUGUUCGAUCUCGCCAUUGGUGCUACCAAGAUGGGUGUCGAUAUGGCCGUCGCGACGCCUAAGGGCUACGAAAUUCCCGCCGACAUGCUCGAGAUCAUCCAGCGUUCUGGUGAGGGCGUGUCCGCCCCUGGCAAGCUCACUCAGACCAAUGUCCCCGAGGAGGCUGUUAAGGAUGCUGAUAUUCUGGUGACUGAUACCUGGGUGUCGAUGGGCCAGGAGGAAGAAGCCAAGAAGCGCAUGAAGGCAUUCGAGGGCUUCCAGAUCACAGAUGAUCUCGCUAAGCGUGGUGGUGCUAAGGAGGGCUGGAAGUUCAUGCACUGCCUGCCCCGACACCCCGAAGAGGUCAGCGACGAGGUCUUCUACAGCCCGCGCUCCUUGGUGUUCCCCGAGGCCGAAAACCGCUUGUGGGCAGCUAUUGCGGCUUUGGAGGGCUUUGUGGUGAACAAGGGCAAGAUUGUGGAGUAA
Messenger RNA from Penicillium canariense, 1143 nucleotides. RefSeq names its product ornithine carbamoyltransferase (gene argB). Lineage: Eukaryota; Fungi; Ascomycota; Eurotiomycetes; Eurotiales; Aspergillaceae. Gene Ontology annotation, cellular component: mitochondrion. Gene Ontology annotation, biological process: L-citrulline biosynthetic process. Gene Ontology annotation, molecular function: amino acid binding; ornithine carbamoyltransferase activity. The record is from RefSeq and is a predicted model, not a curated record. The transcript has a single exon. Bases 1 to 1143 code for a protein of 380 amino acids.